Molecule: messenger RNA, 977 nt
Organism: Amoebophrya sp. A120
Lineage: Eukaryota; Dinophyceae; Syndiniales; Amoebophryaceae
Source: the annotation of a GenBank genome assembly
CGGAAAAACUACGAAAUUUUCUCCAUUUACGACAUCCGCAACCUCUGGCGCGACAUGGUCGCGGGCGUCGCGGCGAUUCACAGCCUCGGGUUGAUCCACUUUGAUCUCAAACCCGCGAAUUUCCUCAUCGUGGACAACAUCGUGAAGGUCUCUGAUUUCGGCCUCGCGAGAGGCAUCAAUAAAGAUGAAGGAAUCACCCACGUCUCCCGGGAUCGCCAGUGCGGCACGCCGCGCUACAUGCCGCCCGAGGCGUUCUACCAGCCGGAUGAGGGAUCGGCGAGUUUGAAGAUGCGACCGGCUGCCGAUGUUUGGGCGUUGGGGAUCAUCCUCUACCAGUUAUUGUACGGUCGAGCGCCGUGCGAGCAUUUAGAGGGGUGCGGGAUGCGGGCGCAGUUCGCCGUGGCGGAUUCCCGGGUCCGGAUUCUGUACUCGAAAUCCCGGCGGUGGGAGCAGCAAGACGCGCAGUUGUUCGGCCAUCUGGUGUCUUUACUGCAGGUCACACUGCGGUGGCGUUGGGAAAGACGGUGGGACGCGCAGACGGUGUUGAAGUAUUUGGAAAUGGGAAAUGAGCAGAAUGAUGCGAGUUUGCAGCCCUGCCAAGGGACCACCAAGACCCGGAAGAGUCAAAAGCUGCUGAAAAUGCCGAAAAAUCUGGUCAAUGAAGAGGACAUGAAGGGAAAAGCGACGAAAUGGGAAGGCCAUCGGCUGUCGGACAUUCACGAAGAAGAAUUUAUCGAGCAGACGUCGUUACCGCUGCUAGCGAAACAAGAAAUGAACUAUUCCUACAACUCGACAUUCGGUGCUACGGACGCGGAGAAAGCGGAGCUAUUGGCACGACGACAGGACGGACUUGAACACUUCCAGGAUGGUCGCGGCGGCGCUACGGCGGGGCAAAUCGAGAAGGGAAUGCUUGAGACGGGUAGUGAAGAAAAGAAAAUGAGAAGCGUCAACGUCCGAGAGGUUGGACUUGGAAAUGA